This is a messenger RNA of Heterobasidion irregulare TC 32-1, 1692 nucleotides long. RefSeq lists its product as uncharacterized. The coding region runs from base 1 to 1692 and encodes 563 amino acids. The record is from RefSeq and is a predicted model, not a curated record. Gene Ontology annotation, molecular function: oxidoreductase activity; FAD binding. NCBI's taxonomy places the organism in Eukaryota, Fungi, Basidiomycota, Agaricomycetes, Russulales, Bondarzewiaceae. The transcript has 16 exons.
AUGAUCCGGUUCUCAGCUAUCAGCACCCUCCUAUUUGGACGCUACGCUCUUGCGACUGGCAUUCCCCGCUCUCAGACGCUAGCAUUAGAAGUUCUCAGUACACAGGUCCAGGGAAGGCUCUACGAAGGCGAACCUUACUCAAAGCCAUGCUUCGAAGACUUUGACUCAGCAGAAUGUGAAUCUCUCCGUGCAGGAAACGCUAAUGACACGUUCAGGGCCGAGUUCUUUGGGUCUUAUACUAACACUAAUUGGGAAGCUUGUGAAGCCAUAGCUGGGGAUCAGUGUCUCCUAGACUGGACGAACAUCAACAGUUCAGUCCCCACGCUAGCCCCGAACGCGUGUCGCGCAGGCAGCAUAUCGCCUUAUUAUAUCGACGUUCGGAGACCACAAGACGUUAGUGCUGCCUUCAACUUCUCAAAGGUGACGAAGACACCUCUGAUUAUCAAGAAUACAGGUCACGAUUACAAGGGCCGCAGUAGCGCGCCAAACACUUUGGCUUUGUGGACGCACAAUCUUCAGAAUAUCACGUAUAACCCAAAUUUCGUCGCCGAUGGCUGUAGUCAAGCAAAUCCUGGUGUGACCUUCGGGGCAGGAGUCCAGUGGGAAGAAGCUUAUGUUUUUGCUGAAGCGCACAAUAUCACUUUAGUCGGUGGGAGUGAUAGAGGCGUUGGCGUCUCUGGCGGUUGGGUUCAGGGUGGCGGCCACAGUGCCCUGUCAAAUACCAUGGGAUUAGGGGUAGAUCGGGUGCUUCAAUUCAGAUUGGUCACCCCUGAUGGCAAAUAUGUGACUGCAAAUGAGUGUCAAAACGAAGAUUUAUUUUUCGCUCUUCGUGGCGGUGGUGGUGGGACUUUUGGAGUGGUGCUUGAAAGUACCAUGUUAGCAUCACCUCGAGUGACACUCCAAGCGGUCAUCAUAUCUUGGGCUAACCCGAACAUCACUCUUACUACCACCCUUUGGACGCUCCUCAUAGACCACGCUAUCACUUGGGCGGAUCAAGGGUGGGGCGGAUUCGUCAAUGGAGAAUCUGUUAUCUAUGUCUCGCCAACAUUGAACAAGACGGCAGCGACAGAAGCCAUGAAGCCCCUAAUAGAAUUUGGUCAAAAUGUAACGAAUGCUGGAGUUACGGGUGCUUCAGUUGUUGUGGCCGAGUUUCCGAGUUACUAUUCCUUCUUUCAAGCAUUUGCCAACGUCAAGUCCUCAACCGUUGGAGACAAUUUGGCUCUAGGAUCACGCUUGGUGCCCCGCAAUAACUUUGCAACCAACACAUCCAAAGCAGAACUUCUCGACGCACUGCUCAAUGCACAUGCAAUUGCACCAAGUCUUCGCAUGCUCAUAUCUCCUCCAACGUCUUUCCCCGGCGAUAACACAACGAGUGUCACAGAGGCUUGGAGGGAUUCGAUUUACCACGUGACACUUAUUCAGACAUGGUACUGGAACUCUACAGUCGACUUCAAAAAACAUGCGUACGCCAACUUGACCAAAGCUAUAGACUAUGUUAGGCAAAUCACCCCAGAUGCAGCUUACCAAAACGAGGCGGAUAUACAUGAGCCCAAUCAUGAAGUAUCAUUUUGGGGAACACACUAUUCACGACUUUUGAGCAUCAAGAAAAAAUACGAUCCUGAUCAUCUCCUGGAUUGUUGGCAUUGCGUUGGAUGGAACUCAAGCUCUCCGCGCUUUGCGUGUUAUCUCUGA